CCGAUUCGCAACUGUGCAAGGGUUGCCAGCGUUGCCUGGCUUUCUACUGGCCGUGCUGGGCUCCACUUUGCUGGAGCCUAUGUUUCAAGCGCAUUGCAGUCCUCAGUUGGCUCAAACGGACCGGAAGAGCUUGGCUUCUAGGUACAGCAUCAUGGCCCGCCUUACCAGCCUGGUCUUGGUUGCCGCAUGCGUACUCCUUGGCAGCCGCCUCUCCACGCUGCUCUUCGCUAGCGCUCCCUCCCAGCAGCUGCGAAGCCGCGUGAUCACCCGGGCCGUGGACGAGCGCGACGAGGGCUUGGUGCUCAUCACGCCGGAGGAGUCUGGGAAGGUGGUGAAGAGGGACGUGAACAACAACCCUCCCCGCAUCGUCAUGAAGACCAACGACUGGGACCAGCCGGAGAUCCAGCUGAGCACCGGCGCCAGCAACCAGAUCAACUACAUCACCCCGGUGGUUGCCUCCGAUGACAUCAAAGCCUGGCUGUCGCUGAAUGUGAACUUCUUCUCCAUCCUCGCGCUGCUGACUGUGGGCGGCAUCAUCGAGAUCCAGCGCUUCUUCCCUGACACGCUGUACUGGUGAGAGGUUGAGACGCCAUGCCAUGGCCGCGUAGUCUGAUGUCACGGGCGCUCUUGGAAAGGAAGGGCUUUCCAUAGCACGAAUUGUCUUUUCUUACACCCCA
This is a messenger RNA of Effrenium voratum, 677 nucleotides long. The record is from the annotation of a GenBank genome assembly. NCBI's taxonomy places the organism in Eukaryota, Dinophyceae, Suessiales, Symbiodiniaceae.